UGAGCUGACGCCAGAAGAGAAAAGCACUUUCUUUUAGGUUUAGCAGCAAGUAGCAGCAGCCACAGAAGCGGCAAUGAGGCGCUGUGUAUUCCUCACUGUGUUGCUCAGCCUGGUGUUGAGCCUUUCGAAAGGACAAGAUGCUGAAAAUAACGGCACACCUGUAAUGACAACCCCAGCAACUACAGCAGGAAACAGUGAAACAACUGGGGAUACACCUGUGACAGCAACCCCAGGAACUACAGCAGGAAACAGUGAAACAACUGGGGAUACACCUGUGACAGCAACCCCAGGAACUACAGCAGGAAACAGUGAAACAACUGGGGAUACACCUGUGACAGCAACCCCAGGAACUACAGUGGAGUUGUGCAAUCCAGACCCUUGUGGAGGACAACUGGCUACAUGUGUUGCUUUAAAUAGCACUUCUACCUGCCUGUGCAGGUAUGGGUUCUACUAUAGCAAUAAGGAUUGUCAUAAAGGAAAAAUAUACCCAGGGGUCAUUACACUGAAAGGAACUUACAGUAAUAGUAUUCAAAAUAUAAAUUCUGUGCAGUAUGAAGAAAUGUUCCAAAAUAUAACAGCAUUUUUUGGGAAUGCCUUCAAAGAUUUAAAAGGCUUCGGACAGACUGUCAUCGUGAAAAUUCAACCUCAAAAAGAAGUCAGAGCUUCUUCUUCAAUUGAUGUAAUAGUGACAAACCUGUUUAUGGAGAACUCAUCUGUAAUCCAAGAGACAGUUACUUCUGCAAUAAAUAAAGCAGCAAAUAAUUCGUCCUAUGUCUCUCUGUACAAAGAUACAACCUAUUGUGUCGCUUUUAAUUGUGACCUUCAAACCACAACCUGUGAAGACAGUAUGUUUCCAAAAUGCAUAUGCAGAGAUGGUUUCUCAAGGACAGAAUGGGAUGAUCGUUCUUGUUCGGAUUGCAGUGAAGACUGUUCUGCAGAAGAAAAUGAGUACUGUGCAAAAGAAAAAGGGAUUCCAACAUGCAAAUGCAUGACUAACUUUGAAAAGAAGGAUGAAGAAUGUGUAGCUUGUCCAGUGGGCUACUCUGGAGACAACUGCAAUAAUAAUAGGGAACUCAUCCUUAUAAUAGUGGGUACAGUGUUUGGAGCCAUUAUCCUGAGCUUAGUGAUAGCAGUCGCUGUUAUUUCAGUAAGAGCCAAACACAAACGUGAUCCAGAGAAGAAGAGCCUGAUUAAAACAGGAUAUUCCAACCCAAAUGUUGAUAAUGAUAGACAGUCCACGAUGUUCCCCAGAGUCCAGACCACUUCUGGCCAUGCAAACCCAGGAUAUCAGCCAAACAACCCAUAUGAGAUGCGUUCUGCCAAUAGAGGUCGUUUUCCAGAAAGGGAUUAUGAUGAUUUGUACGAAAUAUCACGAGAGCCUGGGGGCUUUAGGACGCAGAGCAGAUACUAAGCGGCCAGAGCGGUGGAAGGAUGGACGACCACCGUGACAGUGGGUCAGGCCAAAGAGUUUCACAGCUUCUCACCAAUGCAGUUACUUCAGCAGAAGAGACAACAAAGACCAUAAACCCAGAUUCUCUGAAAAUUUUCUAAAGGAAGAUGCCUGCUUGAAAGAGAUCACGGACAACUCUCUGAAAUAAGAAAAAAUGAAGCAGAGGGUAGGGAGAAGACGACGACUUUUAAAAGAACUAACGGUCUUCAGUAAACAUUAGACUUCUUUCAGGAGGCCAGUACAUUGGCAAGGGAGUGGGUACACCAGGAUUUAAACCCUGCUGGUUUUCAAUUCUUCUGGAAGAUGGUUCAGGCAAUGUGUUUGAUGCUGAAAAGUAUCAGCACCCAGAGCUUUGUCUGUAUUUGUGCUCAUGCCAUUUCUGCUACAGGCAGCCUGCAUGGCUUUGGGCAGAUGAAAACUGUUCUUCAUGAGAACCUAAGCUGUUUCUCUUUACUGUAUCAGCUACAGUCUCUUUUCCCUCCUCAACCCCCCAGAAUUUCCUAUCUGAAAGCAUUCUGUUCAGAUCUCUGCUGACAUGCGUUGUGUGAGACAAUGGUACUUGUCUGACCUUUUAUACAACCUGCCUUCCCAAUACAAUGACAAGAAACAAUAUCUUCAAACAAACACUAUUGUUCUGCAUCUUGCACAACUACACUGAUUUUACAUUCUCAGCUCCUGUGGAAAGUGUUAGCAUUUUUUUUUCUCUUGUACUCCUUAUGUUCUGAUCGAAUGAUCUCAAAGUUGGUUGGGGUUUUUUUUUGUUUCUUACAUACACUCAAUAAAUCUGUCUGUAAAAGAAUC
Athene cunicularia (burrowing owl) is the source of this 2251-nucleotide messenger RNA. RefSeq names its product mucin 13, cell surface associated (gene MUC13). The record is from RefSeq and is a predicted model, not a curated record. The transcript has 15 exons. Bases 74 to 1411 code for a protein of 445 amino acids. NCBI's taxonomy places the organism in Eukaryota, Metazoa, Chordata, Aves, Strigiformes, Strigidae.